Molecule: messenger RNA, 1175 nt
Organism: Abrus precatorius (Indian licorice)
Lineage: Eukaryota; Viridiplantae; Streptophyta; Magnoliopsida; Fabales; Fabaceae
Product: transcription repressor OFP4-like
Exons: 2
Coding region: 84-1175 (363 amino acids)
Biological process (GO): negative regulation of DNA-templated transcription
Molecular function (GO): DNA binding
Source: RefSeq, a predicted model, not a curated record
UCUUAGGCAUCACAACAAAGAAACACAGAGAGAGAGAGAGAGAGAGAGAUAGAGAGCAAAGGUGUGCUUGAGAAUUAUCUUUGAUGGGUAAUAACAGGUUCAAAUUGUCAAAUAUGAUACCAAAUGCAUGGUUCUACAAGCUCAGAGAUAUGAGCAAAUCAAGGAAGCACAAUGGCUCUCAUGUUAUGAAGAACAAAGUGACCUCACCAACAACAUCCCAAAGGUCUCAGCCAAGAUACUCUAAUUAUUUCUCCAUUGAAACAAACAAGGAUGGUAAGUUAUUAUACAACUCUCCCAUUUACACUAAACACUCAGACAACAUAUUCAUUGAUUCACCAAGAAUGUCAUCCAAGAGAAGGACUAAGAGAAAAACCAUUUAUAAGCCUUCUCCAACACUUGACCAAACUCAGUCUCAUGACUAUUAUUUCUCCUCCUUAGACACUUCUUCUGAAUCAAACCUUCAUGAAUAUGUUUCAUCUGAGUCUGAGUGUGAUAAGUUCACUGUUCCUGACUUGCUUAAUGGGCUAGCCUCUGAAUGCAGUUGUAGAGUUAGCUCUUCCACUAAUGACAUCAUCAUUGACAUGAAAAAUGAGCCCUUCAUUGGAACUUCUGAAAAUCUUGAUGGGUUUCAGACAAUUUCACAGUUAGGCCUUGCUCCAAUAUUGACAAAACCAGUUAGGCUUGAUGAUAAGAUCAUUGAAGCCACUGAGUUGAGAAGAUCAAAUAAAUUUGAUGAGCUAAAGACUCAUCAAUCUCUAUCCGUCAAAAUUAGAAAAGAGGAAAUGAAUAGAACCAAGAAAGAGAGAAAAACCAGUCCACUAGCUAGAAUUUCCUCUGCUAAUUCUACAGGUAUAAGACUAAGAGUCAAUUCUCCAAAACUUGCGAGCAAGAAGGUUCAAGCCUAUGCAAGAAAGAGUGUGUCAUCCAAAGCAUGCAAAGCCUCAACGAAUGCAGGUUUUCCAGAUGGAUUUGCAGUUGUUAAGUCCUCAUUUGAUCCACAAAGAGACUUUAGAGAAUCUAUGAUGGAGAUGAUUGUGGAGAACAAUAUCCGGGCAUCAAGGGAUUUGGAGAACUUACUUGCAUGCUAUCUUUCACUGAAUUCUAGAGAAUACCAUGAUCUCAUUGUCAAAGCAUUUGAGCAAAUUUGGUAUGACAUGGCUCAAAUCAGAAUGUGA